Cephus cinctus (wheat stem sawfly) is the source of this 2829-nucleotide messenger RNA. RefSeq names its product viral IAP-associated factor homolog (gene viaf). The transcript is spliced from 4 exons. The coding region runs from base 606 to 2615 and encodes 669 amino acids. Gene Ontology annotation, cellular component: cytoplasm. The record is from RefSeq and is a predicted model, not a curated record. Gene Ontology annotation, biological process: protein folding. NCBI's taxonomy places the organism in Eukaryota, Metazoa, Arthropoda, Insecta, Hymenoptera, Cephidae.
CAAUUAAUUUAUUUAUAUUCAUCUGUAUGCAGAUAAAUUAUUAUGCAAAAAUUUCUAUUCAUGGGGAUAUGAUUUAUUUAUAAAAAUAAUAAAAUAUUUUGCCCUUAUAUCAGCUGUUCAUUAACAUAUUGCAGACAAUUCUGAAAAUAAUGAUUAAUAGUGAUAUUUAAUAAAAUAAUAAGCACAAGACGUAUUUUAAAGCUACUCGAAAACAGUAAAUUGUUAAUUUUGUAAAACAAUGAAUUCUGGGGUCCCAAACUGUUUAAAUACGCUCCUGAACACCUUUGUGAUCUCUCGGUGGAAUGUUUAUGUUUUCUUAUCGCGUAAGGACUUAACUUGUGUGUGCUCGUGCCGUCCUCGGUCCUACGCAACUCAAUAAAAGCGUGCCAAAGGCCAAGAUUAUUGCUUAAAUCUUUGUAACAGUCGGAAAAAUGAACAUGUUCUAAAGAAAGAUCCAAACACCGCUUAUCUAUCACUAUCCUUUCAAAUAUGUCACAUGUGUAACACAAUGUUCAAUCCGAGAUUUUACUCUGGCUGUCAUUGUUUUUGGGCUCUGUUUCUCCCUCAGUCAAGAUUAUUAUUCAAAUUCAGAAAAAUUCGACGGAAUGGCUACCCCUAAUUCAAUGCUGAUGGAUGAUAGAUGGAAGUCCAAAAAAGUUUUUCUCCUUUCCAUGAAUGCUUUAAAACAUCAAAAUCGUAACUUUACAAAUAAAAUCUCCAAAGUUUAUACAAGAAGAAUAAUCAAAAACUUUAAAGGAAACACCGUCUUGUAUAUGUUGAAAAGAAACAAUGAACAAUCUGAGGAUGGAAUAAACUGGAACAACUUGAGCAUGAACAAUCAAACUAUUGCUACAAUUUCUCCUUCAUCUGAUACAAUAGAUAAUUAUAAUUCUCAACAUUUAUCAAAGAUUUCAGAAACUAUAUCAAUAGAUCAUUUAAAUAUAGAUGACAACAAAUUUAAUACUGAAAAGUCAUUACAAGUACAGAAGGCUCUGUCACAACAAGUCACUCGAAAUUUACCAAACAUUUUAAGACCUAAAUGUACAAAAUUAAAAUACAAGGCAGAGAAUUCAGAAAAUUCACAGGAUUAUCGAUAUGACGUACCAGGGAACCUUCAACAUAAUUGUGAUCCUGUAAAACACAUAUCUAAAGAAGCACAUCAGACUACUGCAACAGAUGUAAAAAAAGUAUAUAUUAAAAACUCUGGAAACAAAAGGAAACAGGUCUAUAAGCCUUUGUCCAUAAAACAAGAGAGCCCUAAAUGGGUAUCAGAAAAUGAAAUUAGUGAAGAGACUUUACUUGAAGGAACUUCCAAUAAGAAGAAUUUUAACGAAAUAAAUGUGAAAACAUUUGCUUCUUCUGAUAAAAAUAAACUAAGAAUCGACGAUGUAGAAGAAAGCCAAACAGUUAUGACCGAUCAGUCACUAAAUUGUAUGCUUCAAUCCAAAAUGUACAUGGAACAAGAAUUUCACUUAAACACAAACAUGAUUGAUCAGGGAAAUAUAGAAAGUCAAGAUUUUAAGUGUACUUCAAAUCAGAAUGAAAUAAACGGAAUCCAGUCAGAACUUUGUAUUCCAAAUUAUACAGACUUUUUAGGCAUAGGGAAUUACUUGACAGAUUCUGAUGAAGUACACAAGUUAUUACAUCCAACUUUGGACGAUUAUAAUUACAAGACAGAUAGUAGAAACAGUGAUACCAAUGAUUUGGAUUUAUUAAUUAGACACAAUUGUGCAGAACAACACGUAAAAACGGUCAGAAAAUUGCUCCCAGAGAGUAUCAUCAUCAGAAAUGACAUCUGUGGACGAGAAAAGGCAAAUAACGUUGUAAAGGACACUGAAUCCUCCAUUGAAAAUACAGUAUUAUUUAAAAAUAUUGAACUUCCCGGUAGAAAUAUAGCACAAAAUGAGUUAAAAUUUGAAUGCAAUAAAAAUAUUCAAAAUAUUGGCAACUGGAAUGUUCAUGAAAUUCUUGACUCACAAGUAACUGCUUAUAAGAUUCAGGAUGAUAAUGUUCUGGAUUUGCCAUAUUCACUAGUAAAUAACAGCAUGACUAUUCAAGAAACAUCCGAUAAUUUGAUUACCGAAAGUGAGUUGCUUUUAAAUCAUAAGAAUUCACACAAGAAGAAACGUAAUAAAUUGACGACCAAGAAAAUGUCAAAAGAAAAAAGUAACAAAAACAAAUGUGAUAAUACUGCUGCAGAUUGUUUGACAGAAUGCACCGAGCAAUUUGGUGAUGGGUGCUUUCACGAAUUCAAAACCAGCAUUGUACACUACGACGCCGAGAAGAAUAUUUAUAAAAAUCAUUUAUACUUUAGUAAAAAUCUUAUAACUACUUACGAUUCCGCAUCUUGUGAAAAAAAGUACAAACGUAGAUCGGAUAAAAUAGAUCACAUUAAAAUAUUGCACGAGGCCGCAAUUUUACCGAAGGAACCACCAGCAUCGUUAAGAUGCACUAGCUGUUCUAAGAUUUACAGCAAACUUGGUUCGUUAAAAAAACACAUGGAACUCCAUGAGAACUUCCGUUUAACUUGUAAACGGUGCAGUAAAACCUUUCGGGAAAAGGUCGAUUUUACUCGCCACGUCGAUAGAAAGUGUCAUAAUGCAAAUACUCUGUGAGCCGGAUGAAAAGACAAGGCAUAUAAUUUAAACAUUUUAUUCUUUACAACAAUUAUAUUCUCAAAACGAUAUGCAUUUUAGUUUUAUAAUUGACUUUCCUUGUGAACUGCUCUGGUAGAGAUUUAUUUUUAAAAGAUGUUAUAAAUCGCCUUGACCAACAUCAUUAUAGAAUGUGAUGAAAUGUUCAUUUAAAAAUACAUUCAGAAACCCAAAA